AUGGACAACCUACUUAUGCAGAAGACGCCGACAGCGCUUGCGAUUGCACAGGCUGUGGGUAUAACAGGGAGCGUAUUCCUACUAGGUGAGAUUGAUCUGGCAAUGAAGAACGCAUUUCGAAACUCGAACAAUGGCAUCAUGUGUAUGAAAUUCGGCAUCCCCUCCGCAAUGCAAGCCCCCGCCCCGCUGGCAGUAAAGCAAUGGCACACAAUAUUCACACGCGGUGGCGCAAUCGCACGGCCUCUAGCUAUCUUAUCUGCUCUCGCAACAGGGUAUUUAGCUUAUAACCAGGAUUCCAAAUCCACACCCUUCCGCCUAAACCUCGCCGCCACCCUCUUACUCCCCAGUAUCGUCCCCUUCACCCUCCUUGUCCUCGGACCCACCAAUGACAGACUCAUGGCCAAGAAAGACGAACUCGCGACUGCGUCCUUGAGCAACAAAAAUGUGGAAGCGUUUGCUGCCGAGGGCGAGACGGUACAUGAGUUGAUGGAUAAGUGGGCGACAUUGAAUCUGGCGAGGGCGCUGUUGGUGGGCGUGGGAGCUUUGUGCACGGUUGCUUCGGCGGUGGUGGGGAGGAGGGAGCUUGUCAAGUUUGGGGGAAGAUGGUGA
Alternaria atra is the source of this 609-nucleotide messenger RNA. RefSeq lists its product as uncharacterized. The coding region runs from base 1 to 609 and encodes 202 amino acids. The transcript has 3 exons. NCBI's taxonomy places the organism in Eukaryota, Fungi, Ascomycota, Dothideomycetes, Pleosporales, Pleosporaceae. The record is from RefSeq and is a predicted model, not a curated record.